ACACAAUGAGAAAGGGCAGGGCAAAGAGAGGCACGGCACUGCACUUUUAAAGCAGGCCAGUUGGCUUGCCUCUUCAGUCUUAGCCCUUUCAGAUCCCUUCCACCAUGCUUUCUUCAGUCCUGCUGUGGUUCUGUGUUCUCCUCAUCAUCCUUCUACUCAAGUCCCAGAGGCCCAAGAACUUUCCACCGGGUCCCACUCGUGUGCCAAUACUGGGAAACAUUUUGCAGCUAAGCCUAGAUAACCCCUUGAAGGAUUUUGAGAGGCUGAGGAAGACUUAUGGAAAUGUCUACAGUUUGUACCUCGGUUCCAAACCAGCUGUUUUCAUCAAUGGGCUCGAGGCCAUGAAAGAAGCUUUAGUGACCAAGGCCAAAGAGUUUGCUGGGCGACCCCAAGACCUGUUUGUCAAUGAUACCACCGAUAGAAAAGGAGUUAUUCUGGCAGAUUAUGGACCUAGUUGGAAGCAUCAUCGUCGAUUUGCUCUGAUGACCUUAAGGAACUUUGGUUUGGGAAAGAACUCCAUGGAGGACAGGAUUCAUGGAGAAAUAAAAUACGUCAUUAAAAAGCUGGAAAAAAGCAUUGGCAAAACCAUGAGCCCUAAGGUUAUGUUUCAUAAUGCGUCCUCCAACAUCAUUUGCCAGGUUCUGUUUGGUAGACGUUACGAGUAUGAUGACAAAUUCAUCAACAUGAUCGUUCAAUGCUUCACUGAGAAUGCCAAAUUAGCCAAUGGACCAUGGGCGAUGCUGUAUGACUCCUUUCCCAUGAUUCGUAGCCUGCCGCUGCCCUUCCGCAAGGCCUUUAAAAAUGUUGAGAUUUGCCAGAAAUUUUCUAAACAGUUGUUGACCGAACACAAGAAUACCAGAGUCCCUGGAGAGCCACGAGACUUCAUUGACUGCUAUCUGGAUGAAAUGAAUAAGAGGGGCGAAGAUGGUUUAUUUUCAGAAGCACAACUGGCAAUGUACGUUCUAGAUAUUCACUUUGCUGGGACUGACACUACCUCCAACACCUUGCUUACUGGUUUCCUCUACUUUGCGACCUACCCACACAUACAAGAGCGCUGUCAACAGGAGAUAGACAAGGUGUUGAAUGGGAAGGAUCUGGCCAGUUUUGAUGACAGGCACAACAUGCCUUACGUGCAGGCUGUGAUCCAUGAAGUGCAGAGGAUAGCCAACACCGUUCCACUCAGCGUCUUCCACACUACGACACAAGACACAGAGCUCAUGGGGUAUACCAUUCCAAAGGGCACGCUGAUCAUCCCUAACCUGACCUCUUUGCUGAAUGAGGAGGGACAAUGGAAAUUCCCUCAUGAAUUCAACCCUGAAAACUUUCUCAAUGACCAGGGAGAGUUUGUUAAACCAGAGGCCUUCAUGCCUUUCUCUGCAGGUUCUCGUAUGUGUCUCGGAGAGGGUCUGGCUCGUAUGGAGCUCUUCCUCAUCAUUGUGACACUGCUGAGGAAGUUUAAGUUCAUCUGGCCUGAGGAUGCAGGAAAGCCAGAUUAUACUCCAGUCUAUGGGGUUACUCUUACUCCCAGACCUUAUAGCAUGAAGAUCAUACUCAGGGAAACACAGUAAGGUAGUCUGCAGACACACAGCAAUGGAGAUGGAUCCUGAUUGAUACUAGCAACCAACAAAUAUGAGCAAAUAUUAUGAAAAACAUGGCAGUUACUCACAGUUAAAUGUGCACACAAACACUUUUUGGGUAGCUGGCAGCACAUCAUAAAUUUCUUCUAGCAUGAUCGUAAUCCUGCCUGCCUCCAUGCCCCAGGCUUUAGUACCAGCUGGGCAUCCAAGCUCUGAGUCAUCUUUCACCUCUGCUCUCACUAGCCCUGUGGGUAUGCUUUUAUAUCUAUAUAUAU
This is a messenger RNA of Larimichthys crocea (large yellow croaker), 1852 nucleotides long. RefSeq names its product cytochrome P450 2B4. Gene Ontology annotation, biological process: xenobiotic metabolic process. The record is from RefSeq and is a predicted model, not a curated record. Bases 105 to 1568 code for a protein of 487 amino acids. NCBI's taxonomy places the organism in Eukaryota, Metazoa, Chordata, Actinopteri, Sciaenidae. The transcript has 11 exons. Gene Ontology annotation, molecular function: heme binding; iron ion binding; oxidoreductase activity, acting on paired donors, with incorporation or reduction of molecular oxygen, reduced flavin or flavoprotein as one donor, and incorporation of one atom of oxygen. Gene Ontology annotation, cellular component: cytoplasm; intracellular membrane-bounded organelle.